Messenger RNA from Piliocolobus tephrosceles (Ugandan red Colobus), 1863 nucleotides. RefSeq names its product tumor suppressor candidate 1 (gene TUSC1). Bases 518 to 1153 code for a protein of 211 amino acids. Lineage: Eukaryota; Metazoa; Chordata; Mammalia; Primates; Cercopithecidae. The record is from RefSeq and is a predicted model, not a curated record. The transcript has a single exon.
UGAACGUUUUAUUAAACAUAGGAGUGAAUUAAACCACUGGGUUUUAAAUUAAGUACUUAUACAUAGAGCUUUUCAACUUGCCCCAUAGCUUUUGUCCCAUUAGUUUUGAGAAUGCCGUGUAAAGCGCAAAGUAACCACUGUUGGUUGCGCUCUAGGGCGGGCGAGGACGGCUUGUUCCUGCAGUGCCCGGGCCUGCACGGAAGCGCCCUGGCAGAACUCAGCUGAGUAUACACGCUUUUUCCCGCGCAGCCGGAGAGCUGAACAGCAAAGCGCUUCCCGAGGAAACUGUGUGUCAGCACAGCCUGGAGAUAGCAGGCCCAGGGGGCAGCUCCACCACAGGAGACAGGACACGCCUCAGCCUGGGCAAAUUCCCGGCCUCCUUUGGCUCUAAGCCAGCAGCCGCCGCCCGCCACCUCCUCUACUCCUCCGCCGUCACCCCGGCCGCCCUGCCGGCCCCGAACUUGUCCCCGCCUGGGCGCGCGGCCCCUCAGCCCGCGGGGCUGGCGGCGCGGUUGGGAUGGGACCGAUGUGGCGCAUGCGUGGUGGCGCCACUAGGCGCGGGAGUUGCUGCGGCGGGGACGGUACUGUGGCCAGCCGAGGGCCAGGCCGCUCGGGCCGGACUCGUGGGGGUGGCAGCAACAGCGGCGGCGGCGGCGUGGGCUGGCGAGGCCGCGCGGACGGCGCCCGACAGCAGCUGGAGGAGCGGUUUGCCGACCUGGCGGCGAGCCACUUGGAGGCCAUCCGUGCGCGGGACGAGUGGGACCGGCAGAACGCGCGGCUGCGUCAGGAGAACGCCCGCCUGCGGCUCGAGAACCGGCGGCUGAAGCGCGAGAACCGCAGCCUCUUCCGUCAGGCUUUGCGGCUCCCCGGCGAAGGCGGCGACGGGACGCCCACGGAGUCGCUCCGGGUCCCUGAAGAGGCCAGCACGAACCAGAGGGCUACAGACAGCGGCCCAGAGGACGAGCCGGGCAGCCCCAGGGCCCUGAGGGCCCGACUUGAGAAGCUGGAGGCCAUGUACCGCCGGGCCCUGCUGCAGCUGCACCUCGAGCAGCGGGGACCACGUCCGAGCGCGGACAAGGAGGAGCAGCCUCUACAGGAACCUGACUCCGGCUUCCGCUCCCAGGAUUCGGAGCCCUCCGGGUCCUGGCUGUAGCCGAGGCCGCAGCCAGAGAGAGGCGGGGCCUUGUGCGGGCCCCUCCUCCUCCGUUCCCAGCGCCCCCCACCUCGCGCACGCCCUGGCCCGCGCCCUAACCGCGGAUACCUUGGACGACGGUGCCCUCCCGCCCCCGCCAGCGGACACUUACAGGUGGCGCUUGGCCAUCCGCUUGGCGGAGGUCGAGUGGGUGCAAGGGCCCUCGGGACCUCCCACAUGUACAGUUCCCCAUGCCUCUUGCCCUGGCUAGUUUCCCUGGAGAGAGGCCUAGCCAACAAGGAAGGGACGGAUUUUAAAACAGCAAGAACUGGGUGCCAAGAAACAUUUCAUAUUCCCUGAACUUUUCUAGAUGUUGUGAGAACCUGUUGUACUUUUUUUCCCUGUAUUUUGGUUCUGAGGAAUGAGUAAUGCGUUUUUAAUUGGUUGAGUUCGUACAUUUUUCAAUCCCCUAAAGCCUUCAGCUAUUCUCUCUUAUGUGGCCAACAUUUUAAGUACAGUGUUUGCUUUUACAAGUCGGUGUUACUUGGAUGUCCUAUAAAAUACCCAAUUUUUAUAAAGAUGAUAUUUAUAACCUAGGAAUUCACACCUGCCUUGGCUGCAGUCCCUGUACAUCUAAUAUAUACUGAUUUGUUUACCCCCAGAGAAUUUUUAAAUUAUCUGCCUAUAUCGUGAUCUUUUGAAAGGGUCAAUAAAUCUGGUGCAUUAAAAAU